Molecule: messenger RNA, 1577 nt
Organism: Homalodisca vitripennis (glassy-winged sharpshooter)
Lineage: Eukaryota; Metazoa; Arthropoda; Insecta; Hemiptera; Cicadellidae
Product: guanine nucleotide-binding protein subunit beta-like protein 1
Exons: 3
Coding region: 601-1545 (314 amino acids)
Molecular function (GO): protein binding
Source: RefSeq, a predicted model, not a curated record
UAAUUAUGAGAGUUCCUAGAGCAUUUUUAAGUGUGUUUAUAUCUUUUUGAUUUUAUGUAAAUUUUACAUAGCUAAAUUCUAUAAACGGUUUGAGAUAAAAAUAAAAAUGUGAUAUUGUUCUUAGUCUCAGCGCUCACUAUUAGAAAAAUAUAAAAUUGUGAGGCAAAUUGAAUGGCCUAUGUGAAUUAUUUCUAAACAAUUCCAAUCUAAUCAAAAUCCAGUUCAAAACAAAAUUGAAAGAAAUUUGUUACCAAUAUAUACUGUUGUACUAUGUAAAAUAUCACUUUGUAAACCUUGUCAAUCCAGUUGUUCAUUAAUAAGUUCACUAACAACCUUGUUAGAAAAGAUUUGAAUUUGUCCAAAUGUGAUGUGACUAGAUUCUACCCAUAAAGUACUGCUAUACAUUUGCAGUGCUGGUUUCAUUAAAAUAUACUACCGAUGUACAUUUGCGUUGUGUUUCUCAUCAUGUAAUAAUGUGUUUUAAAACACUAUCCCACUUCAAACAUCGGAACAUUCCAUCCUAGUUUACAGAAACAUUUGCUGCACCUGUAAAUUGCUCAGUCUGUGAGUCUGACAAUAACUUUAUACCAUACUUGGAGCAUGGAAAGGCAGCAAAUUCCAGACCCACUUUACACCCUAAGGGGUGAUAUGGAAGCAAUACAUUGCCUAUUCUACCAGCUGGGGACAGAUUCAGAAUACAUUCUUGCCUCUACACAGAAUGGAACCAUAUACAAAUGGAAUCUUCAGACAUGUAGAGAAGAUUUCCGAUUCCAAGUUGGCGAUGAUGCUUGUCUAUCUAUUAACUACAUAGAUAAUUUGUUCAUCUCUCAAACAAAAGGCGGUGAAAUAAAAUUUUGGGAAGAAACCAAUGGUACUUGGGAAUUGAAAGCAAAAGUGUUUUCUGAAUAUUGGGGUUUCUGCAAGAUAGACACGUUCAGUGGUAAAUUUCUAGUGUGUCCGGAAUCUGGUUCAAAUAUAAGGAUUGUUGAUCUUAAUGGGAAGAUAGUGCGUAGACUGUGCAAUGGAGGUAGAGAGAAAUGUGGAGAGAUAAUGGCAAUCAAGUGUUUUUCUCUGUUAGGGACUGAAUAUAUUUUUGUUUUAUGUGAGAACGGCAUAUUGACAAUGUUUAAAGCUUGUGGAGGGAAAGUGUGUGAUCUAAAAGUAAUGUCAGACUGUCCGAUGGCCCUUGACUUCGACGGUGAGUCCAAGGGUAUUGUCGGUGGCAGUGGGGAUGUGCUUGUUGGCUUUGAGCUGACUAGUGAUCUCCAACUGGUGAAGGGGAGGCAGGCUGUGAUCACAAACAAAGGGGUGAGCUGUGUAGCUAUCAGACCUGAUAAGAAACUGUUUGCUGCUGGCUGCUGGGAUUGUAGACUAAGACUGUUCUCCAUGAAAAGUUUUAAGUUGCUGGUAGUGCUCCAAAACCACAAGGAGGUGAUACAAGACAUUUGCUACUCUUCAGCCAAGGUUAAUUCAUUUAACUCGCAAUGGCUCUUGGCUGCUGCCGGCAAAGAUGGUAGGAUAACUUUAUGGGAUCUUUAUUCCUAAUAUUUGUAAAUAAAUUCUUUGUAUAUUUUCUA